CAUGUACCCCAAAAGAUACAACAUUGUGUUAAGUUUUAGGAAUGAAGGUAACCCACUUUGUAAAUAAUUACACAUUAACAUUCAAACACAAUAUGUAUGAAUAUAACCAAAAUGUCUGUGAUCUAAUCACAAUAUCUGUGGAUAAUAUUUAAGGAAAAGACAAAAUUUCGUAUGAGGAGAUUCAAGGGUCAACUCUAAAGAUAAUGGACAAUGAUGUGAAAGCGUCAUGGGAUGAAAUGACAGACUACAGAAUUAUUUCAGCGCCAGUCUUCAGAUGUUGGCUUGUGCCGUUCCAGGCUGUGAUGAACGGAGAGAUUUCUGAUUUUACUGUUACUCACAUGUAGAGUUUAUAGCAUGUGUUUGUGAUAUAAUACAGAGCAUACCUUAACCAUUUGCCUCUUUGCUCCUCAACAUCUGCUUGAUUUUAUCCAUGUGCUUUUCUGUCUUUAUAAUGAAGUCAAACCAAUGCCUCUUGCAGUUGGACACAUAUUUUACUGUAUUCAUAAAAUCACAAUAAAAUCUACUAAGCAAUAAUGUGCUCCAACCAUCUGUAUGAUGUUUGCUGGAGUUUUAUAGAUGUACUACUGUAAAUCUCUAGCAAUAUUAUAUAGGUUUACAUUGGUUAAAUUAAAUAUGAGGAGCUCAGAUGCAAAAGCCACCUUAAUCCACUUAAACCCAGUGACAGGUCAUUCAGAAAUAACGUUUGUUGAUAGAAUCCAUUAAGAGUCUGAAUAAUAAAUGGUUGUGCAUCUGAACUCUUCAUAUACAGUACUUGUACUUUUUUUGGUAUGCCAUAAUAUGCAUGACUUGGAUAUAAAACAUAUAUAGGACAUACUGUAUGCAUUAACAAUAUCGCCCUUUUUCACAGCCAAGUCAAUGAUUAUUAUAAUAAAUCAAAUCAUAAUGAUUCAUGAAUUACAGUUUAGCAUUUGAUGUUGUGAGUCUGCAGAUACACAGACAAUCUAAAUGAUAUAUGUGAGAUCAUCUCAGUGCUCUGUCCUUUGCCCCUAUGUGUUUUAUACUGAUUUGCACUGUAAACUUGAGUUUAUGACCUGUAAAAAACAUCUACUGUAUCUUUCGGUCCAAAGAUAAGACUUCAACUUCGAUUCUGUGUAUUUGACUGAAAAUCUCUGUAUUAGCAUUAAAAUAUAUGAAGAAAAAUCUGAUUUAACUUCAAUUUCAUUGUAGGCUUUUGUAAUAUUGAACUCUCAUGCAGGCUGUGAAAAGUACAGAAACUAAAACAAAGUAUACAGAGCAGUGAACAACCUUGUUUUUGGAAGGUCUUAUCGAUUGACCGACACUGACAAUUCACUAAGUGAGAAGUUAAACAAAGCUCCUUGUGUAAAUCAGUGCGUCAUUGCGGUAAGGUCAAAGGCCAUUUGCCUUGCUCGCCUCUCCCACUAUUAAACUACUGUAGAUCUCAGUUUAAAGCACAGUAUGACACUCUUACUCAAACUCAAAUGUUACCUUAAACGUUCAAGCGGACUGAUACUCUGGAGUUUGAAGAUCUAAAUGGAUUAUCUUUCUCAAAUUCAAGAAAAGUCAGGAAAUUCCUCGACUAGAUCUGCGAUCACAUGCAGGUCUAACUUUCGCACAGUGUUUGGUGAUCACUUGUUGAAUACGUACUGAUUACAAAACAAUCUAGAAACUAUUUAUAGAGAUACAAGAUGAAUAAAACAUAACAUUGUGUUACAUGUACAAUACUUCUGGACACACCAUUAUGGUAAACCCUACCAGAAAGUUGGACAACAAUUCUGUUUAUGGACCAAAUGAUGUUGAGCAAGUGUUAGUACCCAUAUUUGAUACCUUCAUCCUAGUGACUGGUGUGGUUGGACACAUAUUGGUUCUUAUCAUCAUCUGUCGUACCAUGCGCAAAGGACGUGGACAGAUGAAUGGAGGCAGGACAGGAGGAAUACAAGAAACAAAUGCAAACGGAACCGAUGUUCUUCUUCUGUCAUUAAGUGUGGCCGACCUUCUGCUGCUUUCCUGCCUUCCUUAUCACACGGUUGCAAUUGCGACCCAUCACUGGCCCUUUGGGAGCUUCAUGUGUAAAUCUGUGAGCUUCCUAAGUGCGAUGUGUACCUCUGCCAGUGCCUUCACACUCGCUGCUUUGGCGUUUGGUCGGUUCCUCAUUGUGGUGCACCCAUCAAAAGCGUAUCGAUGGCGCAGAGAAGGCCGAUUGAAAAUAAUAGCUGGUGCAUUGUGGAUACCUGCUAUAGUCCUUGCAUCGCCUCAGUUUGCAUGGCGGAUGGUGAUUUUAGGGCCUGAAGCCCGUGAGGACCUGGCAUGUUUUAAUUUCUUAUCCGAUAAAGGCCAGUUGGCAUAUGGAGUGUGUCACUUUCUACUGGCUUUUGCCUUUCCACUUGGGAUCAUUGUAAUAGCCUAUGCCAAGAUCUACCAUUUCCUUAAAAAGACCAGACAGAGCCGAAUAAGCCAGGCGGACCGUUUGGAACAAUAUCAUGUGAAGGUAACGCAAACAUCAGCUAUGUUAGUGCUGGCAUUUGCAUUGUGCUGGCUGCCUUCAUAUGGUUUAAUGUUUGCCCAGAUAACUGAGAGUGAUGCGACUUUACCUCGCUUGGGACCUUUUGCUACCUUCGCUCGCAUCAUGGCAACCUCGUCUACUGUGGCCAAUCCUAUUCUCUAUGUUUUUAUGUCUGAGAAAUUCAGGAAGGAACUAAUAAAUCUGGGUCAAGAAUGUUGUAAAAGCAGAGCUGUCUAAAUAUUAAACUGGACAUUUAUUUUAUCCCUUUCAUAAAAAGUUGUUUACAAACCUGAAUGUGUAAGUGUUAACAAAUGUUUUUGUUUGUUUGUUUGUUUUUUAGCUUAAUUAUUAUUUAAGUAUAAGGGAUGACAUGAAAGCUUAAAAAAGUUGAGACUAUUUUACACUGUCAGAUAAAAAGUACAAAAGAUGUCACUGUAAUGAAAAAUGUCCUAAUAAUGUGCCAAUAUGGCCUCUAAUACUGUACAGUUAUGCAGCUUUUAGGUACAAUAGUGCACUUUUUGAAAUGGUACCGUGCCCAGUGACAUCUUUUUCUACCGUUUAACAGAGACUAAUAUACAUUAACUGCUUCAGUUAUACUGUAUUGGUUAUAAUACACUGUUACUUUGUACAUACUUUAAAUAUUUUGUGUCAAUACAAUUGCAGACUCAAAUGGUUUGUUUAUCACAAGGGGUGCUGUACUCAGAAAGACUUUAAUGUGAAACUAACCAAAAGAAAUACUUUUGUUUCAGUUUGCAAACCCAAAAUUGACAAUAUGGUUAUAUCC
This is a messenger RNA of Misgurnus anguillicaudatus (oriental weatherfish), 3266 nucleotides long. The record is from RefSeq and is a predicted model, not a curated record. Lineage: Eukaryota; Metazoa; Chordata; Actinopteri; Cypriniformes; Cobitidae.